Messenger RNA from Gasterosteus aculeatus aculeatus (three-spined stickleback), 2833 nucleotides. RefSeq names its product mitogen-activated protein kinase 15 (gene mapk15). Gene Ontology annotation, biological process: protein phosphorylation. Gene Ontology annotation, molecular function: MAP kinase activity; ATP binding. The record is from RefSeq and is a predicted model, not a curated record. NCBI's taxonomy places the organism in Eukaryota, Metazoa, Chordata, Actinopteri, Perciformes, Gasterosteidae.
GCAACGACAAAACUCAGGCUUCGACAGAUUGUGGCAGCCAGCAGUGUGGGAAUAUCGAAACGUGUAGUGAGAACAGCUCGGCAAACAACAGCCGAUUUUAUACAGUUGGAGGUGUAUUUUUUCAUUCUCUAAAUGUAUUUAUAACGGACCACCUAUGCAGGCGAUCUAACGUUAGAUGGUGUGUUGCUCGGCGUUGCCGGAUAGGAUUCAAGCUGCAGAAAGGAUCGCGCUGCCACGCACGUUUUUUACUGCGCGUUGACGAAAUUAUCGUUCAAUUUGAAGCUGCAUUUAUGACGGACGUCGCUCCGCUAUUUAGUCAUUUCUACCAAGGGUUUUAGCUGUUUUCCGGAAUUCGAAAACCGCUGAUCUCUUUCAGAAACCAUUCAACGGGCACGGUGAGGCUUUCUGCUUGAGCAGGGGAACGCAUGCACGAUUUUAAACAAAAAUACCAAAAUGAGCAAAAGAUCAACAAAUGUGCCUGAAGUGGAGGACCACAUUUCUCUGAAGUAUGAAAUCAAGAAGAGACUUGGUAAAGGGGCUUAUGGCAUCGUAUGGAAAGCAGUUGACAGACAGACAGGUGAGAUUGUGGCUGUGAAGAAGAUCUUUGAUGCCUUCAGGAACAGGACGGAUGCCCAGCGCACAUUCAGGGAAAUCAUGUUCCUCCAGGAGUUUGGAGAUCAUCCCAACAUUGUCAAGCUUCUAAAUGUCGUGAGAGCUCAAAAUGAUAAAGACAUAUACCUCGUCUUUGAAUAUAUGGAUACCGACCUGCAUGCAGUGAUAAAGAAAGGCACCCUACUGAAGGACAUCCACAAACGCUAUGUGAUGUACCAGCUCCUCAAAGCCAUCAAAUACCUGCAUUCAGGAAAUGUCAUUCACAGGGACCAGAAGCCGUCCAAUGUGCUGCUGGACACUGACUGUGUAGUCAAGCUGUGUGAUUUCGGCUUGGCCAGAUCCCUCAAUCAGAUCCAAGAGGACAGCGGGAAUCCAGCACUGACAGAGUACGUGGCGACGCGGUGGUACCGAGCUCCUGAGAUCCUGCUGGGAUCCACAAGGUACACUAAAGGUGUGGAUAUGUGGAGCCUCGGCUGUAUCCUCGGAGAGAUGCUGCUGGGAAAAGCCCUGUUUCCCGGGACAUCCACCAUCAAUCAAGUAGAGAAGAUCAUCAGUGCCAUACCACACCCCAGCGCCGAUGAUGUUAUCGCAAUCAAGUCUGAAUAUGGAUCCUCUGUCAUUCAGAGAAUGUUACUAAAACCACGGGUGCCUUUUGAGGAACUUCUCCAGGCCUCUUCGCCUCCUGAUGCUCUGGACCUGUUGAGAGGUUUACUAGUUUUCAACCCAGACAAGCGGCUGACUGCUGAGCAAGCUCUGCAACACCCAUAUGUAGCCAGGUUUCAUAAUCCAGCCAAGGAGCCCGCUCUUAACUAUGACGUGGUGCUAACAGUGGAUGAUGAUGUACAAUUAUCUGUUGUUCAGUACCGCAACCAACUUUAUGAGAUGAUACUGGAGAAAAGGACUACUCAGGGGGUGCUGCGGCUGAUCCAGCCAGAACAUGGAGACUGUGUCAGCAGCACUCAGAGGCCUCAUGGGAAGGACGAAGUAGAGAAGUGCGCAGUGGCAGUAGAUGGGGACAAAGACCGUGAGGGGAAAACGCAACAUGAAAAGACUGAAGAGACAAACCACGAGCCUUCACAUCUUGCCGUCACUAAACCUGAACCCGCGAACGAGCCUGCUCCUCCUGCAGUUGGGAAGACAAGUCUAUUAUCCAGCCCUUGUUUUGGAAAACUCACAUACAACCCCAUCACACAUGCCCCAAAUGGUUUUGUUAAAAGUCCAGUUGGUCCUCCUCAUUACUACUCCUCUGCUGCAGCCAGCAGGAAACUAAUGGGACAGACCAGUAAUGGAGGUGUAACAACAUCACCAACAGAGGGCGCCCACACUAACGUAUCAAUGGACCAGAUUCUCCAGCGCGGUCGCUCAGCCCCUGGGGCCCAUAACCGCUCUUUCUCCUUGACCCUAAACCAAACCCAGAGCAAUCCGCUGGUUCGCAAGGAUGAGCUUUCCCUGACCUCUGGGCUAUGUGUCACAUCUGCACGCCUGAACCAGCGUUCCAACUCUCAGGUUCGGGAGGCUCGGCCCCCGACACGGUUCAGCAAGAAGGUAUUUCAGAGUAACUGUAACGUGGCAGCUGCAGGCGACCCGCGAGCCAAACUUGGCAGCUAUUCUCAGGCCUACGGUACCAUCAACAAAACGGAUCUGGACAACCUGCUUCGAAGCCGACCUUACAACCAGUAAGCUCUGCCGUGUCAGCGGUAACAAAGGGGCCGAACGAACACACGCGAGAUUUGUCUUUGACAGGAAUGUUAGACAUGAGGCAAGCUGACAGUGAACUCGUUUAUGUUGAUUGUGUUCAUGGAGAUAUGACUGUUGCUAUUGAUCCACUCAGCAAAAAUUCUAACAAGGCUUGAUUAUCAACCCGACCAAAAAAAACUAAACUAAACUAAUUAUCACAGACAAUAGGGGCCCGAUGAAUACUUUUUACCUUGGGUCCACAGGGUCACACCAGACAUGAUUUUUCAUGUUUAUCUGUGUUGCUAAUGUGUUUCAGGCUAAUGGUUUAUGCACAUGAUAAUUCUAAAAUAUGCAUAUUGUUGUUUGAAUUGAUUAUGCAAUAAUGAAUUGUUUUAAUGUGAAUGCAGCAGCAGUAAGCCUUGUUCCGAUGUACAGAAAGAAAAAACAUUAGUCUGUUGGUUAUCUACCAUGUUUAACAUGGAUGACUGUAAUAUACCACCAAUGUUUGAUAAUAAACUGAGCUGAAAAUGCUUUGAUCCUUAAA